CGCCUCCGUUUUCCGAGCUUCACCAUGGCUGACGGCGAGGACGUUCACGGCUUGAAAGGCGUGCUGGUCAUGUUCCAGAGCUGUUUGGACAGCAAGGAGGAAAUCCUCAUGGACCCAUAUUUAGAGGGCUGGAAGGGACUGGUCAGGUUUCUAAACACAAUGGGGCCGAUCUUCUCCUUCAUUUCCAAAGAUGCGGUUGCCAAAAUCCAGAUCAUGGAGACCUUCCGCGGCAGCGAGCAGCAGGAGAAUUACAUCAGCCUCCAAGCCAUGGUGAACUAUGAACUGACCAAUGGGCUGGUUGACCUGAAGCAGCCUGGCACCUACCCCACCUCGGGCUGCCGAACUAUCCUUCGCCUCCACCGGGCCCUCCGCUGGCUGCACCUGUUUCUGGAGGGCCUGCGGACUAGCAGCCCGAGCUCCAAGACCUCGACACUGUGCACAGACUCCUACAACGCCUCCCUGGCCAACUACCACCCGUGGAUCAUCCGCAAGGCAGCCACCAUGGCCUUCUACGCCUUGCCCACCCGGGAUGCCUUCCUGGAAAACAUGAAGGUGGGCACCACAGAGGCGGCGAUAGAGAUGCUCGGCGAGGCUCUGCCCAGCAUAAGCAGGGUCUACGAUAUCACGGAAGACCUCUUCACUCAGCACAAGCUCCUCGACCUCCCCUAAGGGGACAGGGCCGUCCGAGGGCAACAGCUACUGCGCGGAUUGAUGCUCCUGCCGCAGAGGCCCGCUCAGAAAUAAUCUCCUGCUCUUGUCAAUCAGGCUUCCUCUUGGAAAGCUCUCAGGCCUUCAAGCCGUCCCUGCUUGGGUUUCUGGCCCUGAGAUAAAAAGCCUUUAUGCUGUUUCCCCAGUCAGAAAGCAAUUGCUGCUCUUCUGCCCUUUUUCCUUCUUCCAAAAGCUUUGAUCCAGAGAUGCAUCCAGUCCCUGAUCUCUCUCGCUCUCGCUGCCUCCCGCAGCAUUCUUCCAAUCCAAUUAACCUUGAAAAGGGUUUUAAUUGCUGGUGAAAAUAGGGCAGGGGAAUUUCUUCUGCUGUGAGGAAGACAUCUGAUCUGAACAGCUCCUCUUGCCUGGGUUUGGUUGAGCAUUCUGUCCACCCACCAACAAGCAUAUGGAGGUGGGGGGGAGCUUCCAGCCCAAGGAAUGCAGGCAGCUAAUUUCACUGGUCCUUUUGAUAAGGGUUUGAACACAGCCAAUGGUUAGGGAGCUGGGAAAACAUGGAUGCUUUUGAUCAAGAGACAUCUGUGAUCGCUUAGAGCAGGACUAGGCAAAAGGAGCCCUCCCAGGAGUUCCUGAGCCCUCUCUCUCGGCACCCCCCAUCUCACUGAGGCAAAGGAUGCUGGGAGUCAUAGUUCACCAUCUGGAAGCCUACUCCUGAAAGCAGUUUUAAGCGUAGACGUGUGCUUGAGAAAGAAACGCCCAACACAAUCUAACUGUUGAUCCUCUGCCAAAUUUACAAGAGGAGGAGGAGGUGUGUGAAACCCGCGUGAACAAUCUCUCUUAAGGCGGGAUGCUUAGCCAGCCUCUCCCUUCGGUUCAUGACGUAUUGACAAGGAUACAUUAGGUGGUUUCGAAAACAAUCCUGGUUAUUAUCCAUGUGCUGAUUACUUGACAGUUGCAUCAUCACCCAGCAACUGGAAAGCAUGCAAUCUUUGUAACCAGAAGAAAAAAAUUAGCAGCUAAGACAAUCCGUUGGUUACCACUGACGAAGCAAAUCGGGUAUUCCAGCUCUCCUUUUCAAAAUGCCCGUUCUUUCAUCAUCUUCUUUCCUGGUUACCUCCUAACGCUUCACGCAUUGCUGGCCCCUAACCUUUCUCCCUCCACACUCAAUCCAUCUGGGCAGCACACUUAAGCCUUUAAUCAGCCUUGGGCUGCACCUUCACGCUCCUACGCAAGGGCACUGGCCUGGCUUUGAAAGUGGCUUAAACCAAGCGAGAGAAUCCACGCCUCUAUGGCUUCACCGCUUCCCUUGACAACUGAAGUAUUGGGCAAGUUCUGUUCUGUACACCCAAAGCAUGCCCCUCAAGCAGUACGCUGCUAUGUCUAGAGACUAAAAGACAUACUUUCUGCGCUAUAGGCCAAAAAGAAGAAAAAACACGGAGCCACCAGUGACUUGAAGAUCUGAUUCCCUUAUAGAUCCAGUAACCAAUCUCCACCCUUAUUGGUAAUACAACUUUAUUGCAACUUUAGACAGCGAGGAGGCGGCGGGGGCAUAAACUGAGAAGCUACGUUUCUGCUUUUAAGGAAUCCUCACAUACCCCUUUUAAAGCAAGGGCAGGAUUUAAAACCAGUAUUCCUUCGUUUGUAGUGAGAAGCCACCGUGCCGCUUGCAGUUCUCAAGGCUCUGCCUCUUCCUUCGGUUGUAUGUGUGGCCACACCGGGACUGUGAUGUCUGCAUGUCCACUUAGAAUUUUAUCUCUGAAGCUUUUUAGCCCAAUCUUGAAAUAGGCAUCCCUUGUGCUUUAGCCCCACUGAAAUGAGAGGGCGUGAGCUUAGACUCACCCCAAACAAAUUAAGCUCCUUAGUUUCAGUGGACUCUGAGCAGUGGACUCUUUUCCCCCCGGAUUAUGGCCUGAAUCUCUGCCUGCAAUUUUUUUUUUUUUUCUUAAAGGGGAUUGGGGGGAGCCCUGCCUCUUUCACUCCAAGACUUAACAUUAAAAAGCACUGAAACCAGGCACAGAUUAAAUCUGCUGCUGUACCUCUGAAAUUAAGACAAUCCAGGAAUGUUUGUUUAUGUGUGUCUUUUCGAAGUGGGAUCUGUGUGUAUAUAUAUUUUUGUCACAGUGAUUUGGGAGGAUUCCAUGUUGUAUUUAUUUCUGGGCACCAACGUAUUUAAGGUAUAUUUUUGUAUUUUCUACCUCUUGUCUGUUUAAAUUAUAAGUGCUUUGUUUUGGGGUGCCCUAAGGAACUUGCACCUAAAGCCUGGAUGUACUCUGCAAUGACUCCUGUCCUUACCUCUUGCACUGCUCAGCCUGAAAUAAAUGUCUAUCCUGCAGCUUGAAGCCGACUGUUCUC
Messenger RNA from Python bivittatus (Burmese python), 3015 nucleotides. The record is from RefSeq and is a predicted model, not a curated record. Lineage: Eukaryota; Metazoa; Chordata; Lepidosauria; Squamata; Pythonidae.